Messenger RNA from Vombatus ursinus (common wombat), 5333 nucleotides. RefSeq names its product INO80 complex subunit D (gene INO80D). The transcript has 12 exons. Gene Ontology annotation, cellular component: nucleus. Lineage: Eukaryota; Metazoa; Chordata; Mammalia; Diprotodontia; Vombatidae. The coding region runs from base 288 to 3374 and encodes 1028 amino acids. The record is from RefSeq and is a predicted model, not a curated record.
GCCAGCGCCUCUCUCCGCGCCUCUCGUCUGUCAGCCCCAGCCGAGGGGAAAGGGGGGAAGAGGAGGGGAAAAAAAGCAGCUCCAAGAUUCGAACUCAGGUUCUCCUGACUCCAGGUCCAGUGCUUUCCCACUACCAUUCAGCCUCUAAAAGGAGUUAAACAGACAAUCUGCUACAUCUUGAUUCUGCAGCAUUCCAGGAUAGUGGUGUCCUUGGGGCGCUUUCUUAACAUUGAUAUGGUACAGAAGAUUUAAAAUCAGCUGAUGUUCACAAGGAAUAGAGUCACGUGAUGUAUGAAGGGAAACACAUACACUUCUCUGAGGUUGACAAUAAGCCCUUGUGCUCAUAUAGCCCUAAACUGUGCAAGCAGCGGCGGCUCAACGGCUACGCUUUCUGUAUCAGACACGUUCUGGAGGACAAGACUGCCCCCUUCAAGCAAUGUGAAUAUGUGGCCAAGUAUAACAGCCAACGCUGCACCAAUCCCAUCCCCAAAUCUGAGGAUCGCAGGUACUGCAAUAGCCACUUGCAGGUACUUGGCUUUAUACCGAAAAAAGAGAGGAAGAAAAAGAAUGAUCCAAUAGAGGAGGUGAAGGCCAGGCACCAAAUGGAUACCAUGGCCUUCAGCCUAACGGUGCCCACACUGGCCUUGAAGAUGCCCAAUGGACUUGAUGGAAUGUCCCUGUCACCACCAGGGGCAAGGGUCCCUCUCCACUACCUGGAGACAGAGUUGGAAGAUCCAUUUGCUUUCAAUGAGGAAGAUGAUGACCUAAAGAAAGGGGCAACUGUGAGGAAGAAGUUGCAGAGUAAGUUGGCCCAGAAUCGGCAACGCCAGAGAGAGACAGAGAUUUUAAAAGUCCGCCAAGAGCACUUUAGCCCCCCUCCUGCACCUUUGCAGCAGCAGCCUCUGCAGCAGCACUCCCAUCUGCCACCUUUAUCCACUUCUUUAAAGCCUCCAGGGCUGCCGCAGGGUUUAGUCUGCAAGUCCCCUCCACCUCAGAACACCAGCCUACCAAUGCAGGGAGUGGCGCCCACCACACACACUAUAGCACAAGCAAGGCAGAUGUCCCACAAGAGACCUCUGCCUCUCCUGCCAUCCGGUAGGGCUCCUGCUGGGGACCCGCCCAGCACUGACCGGGUCCUCAUGAAAGCCACAGCCUUCUCUCCACACUCAGCUUGCAUGAGUCGGCUGCAGAGACUGGUGAAACUGUGCACUCGAAGACAGCAGCUGGACACAGAUCUGUUUCCCCAUUUAGGACUGGACUGGUCUGAAGAUAGUGGAGAAGAAUUGGAAGAAUCAGAGCAAGCCUCACCAUACCAGGUUGCAUGGUCCAUCCGAGAAACCCUCAGAUAUGAGAGACAAGAGUCAGAUGAUGAUGAUACAGAUAGCAGGAGCUCCAGGGUGACCCAACUUUGCACUUACUUUCAGCAGAAAUAUAAGCACCUCUGCCGCCUGGAGCGGGCAGAAUCUCGUCAAAAGAAAUGCCGGCAUACGUUUCGGAAAGCCUUGCUGCAGGCGGCCAGUAGAGAACCAGAAUGUGCUGGGCAAUUGAUACAAGAACUCCGAAAAGCUGCAUGCACUCGAACCAGCACAAAUCGGGCUCAGUUGAGGGAGGUGGAACCAGCACCAUGUAGUGGAAUGGUGAAGGGGGAACCAUGCACUAAUAAAGCCCUUCCAUUCACCAGACAUUGUUUUCAACAUAUCCUCUUGAACCGCUCUCAGCAGCUCUUCUCAAGUUGCACAGCUAAGUUUGCAGAUGGGCAGCAGUGUUGUGUGCCGGUUUUUGACAUUACGCACCAGACGCCUCUGUGUGAAGAACAUGCCAAAAAAAUGGAUAAUUUUUUGAGAGGAGAUAACUCCCGUAAAGUUCAGCACCAGCAGCAGAGGAAACCCAGGAAAAAAACAAAGCCACCUGCACUUACCAAAAAACAUAAGAAGAAAAGAAGGCGUGGACCACGUCGGCCGCAGAAACCCAUUCCCCCUGCAGUGCCCCAAGGAAACCUCAGCAUGCCCACCAGCGUCUCACUGCCAGUGGAAAUCUCCCAGAUGCGGAGUCCUUCCACACCGGAGCUGAGUACUGACGAGCUGCCUGAUGACAUUGCCAAUGAGAUCACUGACAUUCCACAUGACUUGGAAUUGAAUCAGGAGGACUUUUCAGAUGUCUUGCCACGGCUACCCGAUGACUUACAAGAUUUUGAUUUUUUUGAAGGUAAGAAUGGAGACCUCCUUCCUACAACAGAAGAGGCGGAGGAACUCGAACGGGCUUUGCAGGCUGUAACUUCCCUCGAGUGCCUGAGUACCAUUGGAGUACUUACCCAGUCAGACGGUGUGCCAGUUCAGGAGCUUUCAGAGCGAGGCAUGGGGGUGUUCUCCACAGGUCCCGGAGCUUCAGGAAUUCAGUCCUUGAGCCGAGACGUUAACACAGACCUAGGGGAGCUGUUGAAUGGCCGCAUAGUGCACGAUAAUUUCUCUAGCCUAGAGCUGGAUGAGAACUUGCUCCGUUCUGCUACCUUGUCUAACCCACCUACACCCCUGGCAGGGCAGAUCCAGGGGCAGUUCUCUGCCCCAGCCAAUGUUGGCCUUACUUCUGCUACUCUGAUAAGCCAGAGUGCUCUUGGGGAGAGAGCCUUCCCAGGACAGUUUCAUGGACUUCAUGAUGGCAGCCAUGCCUCCCAGAGGCCACACCCUGCCCAGCUGCUGAGCAAGGCAGAUGACCUAAUCACCUCACGACAGCAAUAUAGCAGUGAUCAUUCACACUCCUCGCCCCACGGAAGCCAUUAUGACAGCGAGCAUGUGCCGUCUCCCUACAGCGAUCAUAUCACCUCUCCCCAUGCCACAACCUUCUCUGGUGAUAACAUGGCAGCUACCUUCUCAGCAGAAAUGCCCAUCAUGGCACAGCACUUGCUCCCAACCCAACUCGAGGUGCCCCUUGGUGGAGUGGUGAACCCCAGAACUCACUGGGGCAAUCUCCCUGUCAAUCUUGGCGAUCCUUCUCCGUUUAGCAACCUUCUCGGCGCAGAUGGACAUCUCCUUUCCACUUCCCUGUCCACACCGCCUACCACCUCGAACUCAGAGACCACACAGCCUGCCUUCGCCACUGUGACCCCAAACAGCUCUAGUGUGCUUCCGGGGUUACCCCAGACCAGCUUCAGUGGCAUGGGGCCUUCUUCUGCUGACCUGAUGGCCUCCACCUCUCCUAAGCAGCAGCUCCCUCAGUUCAGUGCGGCCUUUGGCCACCAGCUGAGUUCUCACAGUGGCAUUCCGAAGGACCUGCAGCCCAGCCACAGCUCGAUAGCCCCUCCGACAGGCUUCACAGUAACAGGUGCCACUGCUACAAGUACCAAUAGUUCAUCUUCUCCCUUCACCGCCCCUAACUGAGCGGCGUGUCUGUGUGUUUGCAGGCAGGUGGGGACCGUGUGUUUUCUGUCUUUAGUUUCCUCUUUAGGCAUCCCUUCCCGCUUCCCCUUCUUCAGCAUUUUAAAAAAUAAGGUCGGGGCCAGCGGGAAGCCUGGCUUCGCAGUUGGGCAGGUCCCCUGAAGUGAACCUUGCUUCAGUGUUGACGUGUGCUCUGUCCACCGGUGCUCCUUUCCUCUUGACAGGUUCACGUUACCCUCACGUUUUCCUUAGCGGUUCAGCACAGUGACUGGAUGCCAUUGAUUUUUAGCAGUGAGACUGAGAAAUGAGAAGAUACCUCAGAUAACCAGUGCCCUUUACUACUUCCUAGGGUUCAGAUCAAUACUUUCCAUCCCAUUGCCAGAUUUUAUAAGAGGCGGUUCUGGAUAGAUUGCUAAUUUACUGAGUCCCCAUUUAAGAAAAUAGCUAAUGGUGUGGAGAGGUGGAUGAGGCCUCUAACUUAGCACUAGUCUGCUGAAACACUGCAUUGAGGCUAGAGUUCCAUUCUUAAGUAGGAUAGUGCUUAAGAAGAAAAAAAUGUCUUUUGACCUCCUCUGUGUGUGUUUGUCUACGUGUGCUUGUGUGUAUGAAUGUAUAGGCAGGAAGCAACAGUCCCAUAUUUUUCUAAUAAGGAAAAAAGGUUGUUUUUGCUUACUUUCCUCCUUUUUCCCAAUUCCCAACCUUACUGAAAUCCAUCAUUCUUUCCUACUGUGUGUUAACUUGAAUUGAUUAAGUGAGGGAAGUGACCUGGCCAUAUGAGUUGCACUUUUAUAAUCAGCAGCCUUUUCUUCUGAACGUUAGCAGCCCAAGGGGAAAAAAAGUAAAAGGAAAAAUUUGGUUGGUAAAUGGAAUGAGAGACUUAAUAGUCCCAGGAAAAACUGACCAGAAUUAUUGUAGGGUUUCUGUGGCCUCCUAGCAGCGUUUGUCAGGCUAGCAUUUGUUUUUAAAUCCUUUUCAUGAAAUCUAUUUGCCAGAAGUAACAGAACAAAUUAUUUUGGUGUGUAAAGCAGGAUAAGUCAAAUGGAUUUCAAAAAAUUGGGAAUCUAUGAAUUCCUUAAGCCAUCUAUUGCUUUAGAAUUUUUUCAUUUUCUUAGUAGUGUCUUUUCAGUAGGAGUUGUAAAAAUGUUGAAGACGCUUAUGAGAUCAAUGUUCCAAUUAUUAAUUAGUUGUACUACCUGAGGGGUACACUGAUAGUUUUUGUUAAAGCAAACCCGGAAAUUAGAAAUUAUUCUUAAAUUCACCUACCUCCUAAUUUUAUUAAAAUAAUUUAAAUACUUAGGUGCAAGUAAAUUUGGAUUUGUUAGUGUAAGUAGAAUUGGACCUGUGUGGUGUUCUCUUUGCAAAGGAAGUUCAAAAUUGGUUUUGGGAAAUUUUCCAAAAUUAUAGAUUUAUUCAUGAUUAGUAAGAUUAAAAUACUGGGUGAUUUAGUAAUUUAAUGACUAUAAAAUUACAUAUGAGGGUUCUCUAUUGCCUGCUUUUGUGUCUUUUAGAUGUGUGAUGAAAGAAAUUUAAAAAGCAAUCUGCUUCUGCUUUUUUGCAGAGAGGUUUCACUAUCCCAUGAGAUAGGUUAUUGGCUGUUUAUUACUGAAUCUAGCCUAAUUUAUAUAUUUAAAGAAAAACAACCCAGGUAGAACAUAACCUUUAGUGAGGUGGGACAAUAGGUUCCUUUGAGUCAGGGAAUAUUUGAAUUUAAUUCCUUCCAAAUGAGUGAAGUUUUGGUUAUAUUUUCCUACUUCAUGUAUGUAUCUCUUUAUGCCAUGCUAGUUUUAGCCACUCCCUUCUUUUGAAAGCUUCUUUUCUUUGCUUUUUAAAGGAAUGGCAGCGAUCAGCAUGUACUGUGCUGAAACCAUGUGCCUGAGCUUAUGGAGGGGAAAUGUCAUGACUGUCUUUAAUCCUUGUAUGCCCUACUUUUAAAACAAGUAUUUAUUAAACUCUUUUACUUUU